Molecule: messenger RNA, 831 nt
Organism: Acanthocheilonema viteae
Lineage: Eukaryota; Metazoa; Nematoda; Chromadorea; Rhabditida; Onchocercidae
Source: the annotation of a GenBank genome assembly
AUGAAACUGCUGAUACUCCCAAUCAUAUUCAUGCAAAUAUGGGAUGUUUGUGAUUCAUUUGGUUGUUGUCCCAUAGCGGUACCUUGCAUGCCAAUUAGAUGCAGGCCAUGCGUGCCAUAUCCAUGUCCACCACCUCUUCCACCUCCAAUCUGUCCACCUCCACCUCCACCUCCACCUUGUCCUCCACCGCCAGUAUGUCCACCACCUCCUCCUCCGGUAAUUUGUCCUCCUUCACCUCCUCCUUGUCCUCCACCGGUAAUAUGUCCACCUCCUCCUCCUCCAGUAAUCUGUCCACCUCUACCUCCUCCUUGUCCUCCACGACCAAUUUGUCCACCACCUACUGUAUGUCCACCACCAAUAAUUUGCCCACCACCAAUAAUUUGUCCACCACCACCAACACUGCCUCCUCCACUACCUCAAACAUCUCCACCAUGUCCACCGUCACCUAUUUAUCCUCUUCCAGAGGUCCCGAAGCAUACACAUACGACGCCAGUGAUUAACGAUUGUUGUUGCACGUGCGUCACAUCUUGCGUGUACACUGAAACGAGAAUACACGGUGCCAAAAUAUUUUCAGCCUCACUUGCUGAUUUGGAACGUGAUUCCAAAUGUAAUAAUCCUGUUUUGAAAUCAAUUAUGGAAGAGAAUAUGAUCGGAGAUGUAACUCUUUCUAAACGUGAUAUUCAACGGCAUGCUGAGAAGAAAUUAUUCAAGAAAUUCAAUGUAAUCUGUUCGGAAAAUGAUUUUUCCUAUAUUGCAUACACUGAUACUUUUUGCCAGCAUUCGACCGAUGAAAUAACUUGUUAUGCAUUUAGUCCACUUCCAGAAAUUUAA